AAAUCAAAUCCGACCGAGCCAUAAACACAAAAAUAUUGUAAACUGCGAGAGACGUAAAUCUCGCAAUUUAAAAACUCAUGUAAAUACGUAGUGUCUUAGUAUGUGCUAAUACUAACUAAUACACAAACAGAUAUUAAAAUGGCACAAUUACCCCUUGGAAUUAAAACCCAAACUCAGAAACUUUGCAGCGUAUAUAAAAGAGCUUUACGGGAUUUGGAGUCGUAUUACGAUAGGCGACAUGUAUAUCGUUUCCAAGCAGUCUUGCUUCGUGACAGGUUUGACAAAAUACUGGAGCUGAAGGAUCAGAGAGAAUUCAAUAAACGCGUACAGGAAGAAGAGGAUCUUCUGUUCAAGUAUAUUCACCCAAUUCCAAGGAAAUUUCCUCAUAGUGUGGGUGGUGUAGCAUACAAGCGGGUAGUGACUCCUCCUGACUGGGUCCUGGACUACUGGCACCCAUUGGAGAAGGCUCAGUACCCUGAAUACUUCAAGCGCAGGGAGCAACGUAAAAAGGAAUAUUUGGCUAUUUGGGAGAAGGAACAUGGCAAGCCUGGGUCUGAUGAGAAACAUCAUUAAUUUGUAAAUAGAUACAGUAUCACUGUUUACUAUAGAAAAUAUUAUCAAUCAAUAAUAACUGAAAA
Leptidea sinapis is the source of this 638-nucleotide messenger RNA. RefSeq names its product NADH dehydrogenase [ubiquinone] 1 beta subcomplex subunit 9 (gene ND-B22). Lineage: Eukaryota; Metazoa; Arthropoda; Insecta; Lepidoptera; Pieridae. The transcript has 3 exons. Gene Ontology annotation, biological process: mitochondrial electron transport, NADH to ubiquinone. The record is from RefSeq and is a predicted model, not a curated record. Bases 139 to 573 code for a protein of 144 amino acids.